GGAUUUCAUUAAUGUGCUGACAUUUGACUUUCACGGCCCCUGGGAAAGUGUCACAGGACAUCACAGCCCCUUAUAUCAGGGAUCUCAGGACACUGGAAACAACAUCUACGCUAACACUGACUAUGCCAUGCGGUACUGGCGGGACCAGGGAGCACCACCAGAAAAGAUAAACAUGGGGUUAGCAGCAUACGGGCGAGUUUUUAACCUCUCCUCUGCAUCCAGUGUUGUUGGAGCACCAGCCAAUGGUGCCGGUAUAGGAGGUCUCUUCACUGGUGAAGAAGGAUUCUGGGCCUCUUAUGAGAUUUGUCUUUAUGUUGAAUAUGAUGAUAUUCAGCCGAUCUCUGAUCAGAGCGUUCCAUAUGCCACCACAGGAAAUCAAUGGGCUGGAUUUGAUGACAAAGACAGCCUUGAUACAAAGACCAGUUACCUAAAGGCUAACAACUUUGGAGGAGCUUUCGUCUGGUCUCUGGACCUGGAUGACACUAGUGGACAGUUCUGUAAACAGGGCAACAACCCUUUCAUCAGCCACCUGCACACUCUCCUGUGUCCAGGUUUUCCUGACCUUACAGCUACAACAAACACUGCCACAACUGAAGCUCCAACAACAGCAGCUCCAACAACAGCAGCUCCAACAACUGCCGCUCCCACAACAGCUGCUCCAACAACAGCAGCUCCCACAACAGCAGCGAUCCAGUUCUGA
Molecule: messenger RNA, 700 nt
Organism: Epinephelus lanceolatus (giant grouper)
Lineage: Eukaryota; Metazoa; Chordata; Actinopteri; Perciformes; Serranidae
Source: RefSeq, a predicted model, not a curated record